AUGACAGACAGUUUGGCAACAAAUGAGAUAAAGGAUUUCAAUGACUUCCUGCAAGCCAGUGGCAUGACUGAAUUACGUGCAAUAGGGAGAAGAUACACAUGGUCAAAUGGACAAAUUUGUAGUACAAUAGACAGAGCUCUUGUGAAUGCUGAAUGGUUAUUGACAGUAACUGUUACUGAAGUGAUAGUUUUAAACCCUGAGAUUUCAUAUCACACUCCACUAAGUAUCCAACUUAAGGAUGAUGUGAAGGGGAGUUCAAAGCCCUUCAGAUUUCUUAACUGCCUAGCAGAGCACAAAGACUUUCUAAAUGUGGUGGCAAAUACUUGGUGUAGGACAACAGAAAAGAAUCACAUAGCAGACAUAAGUUUGAAGAGUAGACAGGCUCAAAACAGGAUCAAAAGCCUUAUUGAUUCUAAUGGUGAUAUCCUUCAACAACCAGAAAACAUAGUAGAAGAGGUGACUAGUUUCUAUAAAAAGCUCCUAGACAGUGCUGCUGAUCAACUACCAGCAAUAAAUCCUGAGAUCAUGAAGCGUGGGAAUGUGCUUAAUAGGCAACAACAACAACAACUGCAACUGAUAACACAUGUUACUCAUGAUGAAGACGGUAUGGAGCAAAGGUGGAAAACAGCGGUGGAGAAGUUGGUGAAUACAGAAUCAUCAAGAAGGUCAGAAGUUAUCAGCCAAGUUGCAAGAUGGUCGAACAACGCAGAACAUGGAAAAGAGCGAAAGGGAAAACCGUCCCCAGCAGGAACAUCCUCUACGUUUUAA
Molecule: messenger RNA, 768 nt
Organism: Nicotiana tabacum (common tobacco)
Lineage: Eukaryota; Viridiplantae; Streptophyta; Magnoliopsida; Solanales; Solanaceae
Source: RefSeq, a predicted model, not a curated record